AAUGAUAAACGUCAAAUUCUCGUAAAUUUUUGUUGAUUUUAUUAUUUUUCUAUCGUAAAACCACGUCUGAAUUUAAAUAGAAUGAAAAAAUGGAAGUGUUAACUAGAAUUGUUGCUAAUAGAGCAUAUAAAAUAACAGCGUCUAGAAUAAUUUUAAAUCAAAUUGCUCACUACACAAGAUUGGCAGAAGUAGGCAAAUUAGAAGCUCCCAAAACAACUGGCAAAUAUGAGACAGGUCAAUUGAUUUUGCAUAAAGUAUUUGGAUACAGAGGGGUCAUUUUGUUCCCAUGGUUAGCAAGAGUAUAUGAUAGAGAUAUUAACAACAAGAAAGAGAAUUCAGAGACACCAGGUACGUCUGAAACAUCAGACACCCUGUCAAAUGUUGGGAAGGAAGUCAAAGGUCGGACUCAUACAUUUUAUCAAGUGCUAAUAGAUACAAGAGAUGCGCCAUACAUAAGGGCACAGACUGAGGCAGUUACAUUUCUUGGUAACCAAGAAUCAAGUCGCAGCCUUUAUGCAAUCCCUGGCUUAGAUUAUGUAGCUCAUGAUGACAUUAUACCAUACACAUCAGUGGAAAGAGUGCCAUUACAACAUGAACUUUUUGACAAGUUUCUCAUGCAUAACCCAGAUAAAGACCCUCCUUUUAUUGCCCAAGAAACACUUCGCGCUUGGCAAAAGAAGAAUCAUCCCUGGCUAGAACUCAGUGAUGUGCAUCGAGAGACUACAGAAGGUGUUCGCGUUACUGUCAUCCCAUUCUACAUGGGAAGUCGCGAAUCUCAAAAUUCUGCAGUAUACUGGUGGCGAUACUGUAUUCGUCUGGAGAAUUUGGGCGCAGCGGCCGUUCAACUCCGCGAGCGUCACUGGCGUAUAUUCUCUCUGAGCGGCACGUUGGAGACCGUGCGGGGGCGCGGCGUGGUGGGCCAAGAGCCGCUGUUGGCUAGACACGCCCCUGCCUUUCAAUAUAGCAGCCAUGUCAGUCUACAGGCGCCCAGUGGACACAUGUGGGGCACAUUUAGAAUGGAGCGCGAAGACGGCUACACGUUUGAUUGUCGAAUACCGCCAUUUUCGCUCGAGAGUAAACCCGACGAGGGCGCCCCUGUCGCACCAAACACGGCGCCCUGAUCGCAGCGCCCUCUACUUAAAACGACACUUGCGCUUCUAAAGGGAUGAUGACCUCCAAAUUCAAGGCUCUUUUAUUAACAAGUCUCGUACAUUUUACUGUCAGUAAUGAAUAAAACUAAGGUCGAGAUUCGAGUAAUUAUGAUUAAAAUAGGAAAAUUAAAAGGCGCCAGUUUGUAAAGCUUAAAUAUUUUAGAUUUGUUCGUCUACUAUUUCAUGUUUCGUCUAACGAAUUGUUACAGUCAUCAUCCCAAUCAUACCGAUAAUAAUGAAAUUAAGUCAUUAGCGUUAAUAGCUUGUAUGAUAAUAGUAUCCAAUAUAGAUUUUUAAGUUGUUAAAUCUAUAGACCUUUAAUAAAUUUCAGUAUUCUGUUA
Messenger RNA from Aricia agestis (brown argus), 1492 nucleotides. RefSeq names its product polymerase delta-interacting protein 2 (gene POLDIP2). Gene Ontology annotation, cellular component: mitochondrial nucleoid; nucleus. The transcript has 6 exons. NCBI's taxonomy places the organism in Eukaryota, Metazoa, Arthropoda, Insecta, Lepidoptera, Lycaenidae. Gene Ontology annotation, biological process: error-free translesion synthesis. Bases 90 to 1121 code for a protein of 343 amino acids. Gene Ontology annotation, molecular function: DNA binding. The record is from RefSeq and is a predicted model, not a curated record.